This is a messenger RNA of Onthophagus taurus, 762 nucleotides long. RefSeq lists its product as uncharacterized. The record is from RefSeq and is a predicted model, not a curated record. NCBI's taxonomy places the organism in Eukaryota, Metazoa, Arthropoda, Insecta, Coleoptera, Scarabaeidae.
AUGAUCGAGGAUGAAACAUCUGAUCUCUCGUCCUCCAGCGGCCCCAGUAAUGCUCAACUGUUUCAGCUCAUGUCUUCUAUUCAGACUGAGGUGAAGAAAUUAUCAAGCAAGUACGAUGAAAUUAUUAAAUCCAUCUCAUUCUAUGGGGAUAAAAUCACAGAUUUUGAACGGACCCUAAAUAUAUUUGGUGAUAAAGUCAAACAAAUCGACACAGUGGUCGCUGAGAACCUGAAACUCAGGGCAGACUUGGCCGUAACGGAAGGCCGUCUCGAUCACCUGGAGCAAUAUUCACGCUUAAACAACUUAAUUAUUUCAGGAGUCCCCGAACGCGUGGGCGAAAACCUUCCUGAUAUUGUGUCCAGUAUUGCUUCUGUUAUUGAAUCUCCCAUUACACCUUCCGACAUUGAUGCCGUACAUCGAUUGCCUCAAAGAACAUCUCUCAGAGCAGAUAAACCGCAUGCUAACGCAAUAAUCGUUAAAUUUGUAUCCAGCAUGACACGGGACCGCAUUUUUAGUGCGGCUAGAUUGCGUCGUCGCGGAGUCAAUGGCCGUGGUUUAUCGGUUCCGGAUAUCUCGGAUAACUUAUAUAUAAACGAACAUCUAACGGCUAAUAACAUGAACCUCUUCAACAGGGUGCGGGAAAUGGCACGAGAGAAAAAUUAUAAGUACGUUUGGACGAAGAACUGUUUGAUUCACGUAAGAAAAGAUGACAGAGUUAAGGCUUUGGUAGUCAAAUCCCUGUCAGACUUGAAUAAAUUGUAA